GCGCAUGUGCAGUUUCUGCGUGCAUUCGAUUGGCCGUUUUCAAACUCAUACCGCGACUCUGUUGUUGUGUUUAGUGAGCUCGACGUUCGUUAGCGUUAGCGCUUAAAAGAUUUUUCUGUCUCAGUAACUUAUGUGCCAAAUGUAUCUGCCACGAUGAUGGAGUCAUUCCUGAGCAACAAGGCUGACAAAUGGGAUCCGCUAAACUUAGAGGCUGAACCCAACUCCCCACCAGAGUCACAGCACUCCAGCACUGAGGCGAGAGAACACCUUCAAGUCUACCUCCGCAUCCGACCCUUCACCUCAGCAGAGAGCGAUAACGGAGAGUCGCAGGACUGUGUUACCCUCGAGCCCCCUGACAAGGUUCUACUGAAGCCUCCCAGUUUGUCCCUCUCAGCCAGGCUUAGUGCUGAAAAAUCUCUUCCACAGACUGGACAGCGCUUCCAGUUCUCUCAGGUGUAUGGACCUGAGACAACACAGAGGGAGCUCUUUCAAGGCACAGUGAAAGAUUUGGUGAAAGAUGUUCUUGAAGGGGGAAAUUCUCUGGUUUUCACUUACGGAGUCACCAACGCUGGGAAGACCUUCACAUUCUUAGGUCCCGAUGAUGAUGCUGGUAUCCUGCCCAGAUCUCUUGCUGUCAUUUUCAGCAGUAUUGACGAACAUAUUUUCACUGGAUUGAGUGUCAAACCUCACCGCUGCAGAGAGUUCAUGAGGCUCAGCAGGGAGCAGCAGGCAGAGGACGUGGUGUUCAAGAGAAACCUCUUCAGACAAUUUAAAGAGACUGAGAAGAGCAAUGCCAGCCUGCUGAACUCGACCAGUAAGACUCUUCUUGAAGACUCGUCCAUGCUGGGGACGACUGUUGUAGCUGAGGACAAAAUCGACCUGGAGGUGGAACCACACACUAAGUUCUCUGUUUGGGUUUCUUUUUGUGAAAUCUACAAUGAGAACAUUCACGACCUCCUGGAGGCGCUGCCCAACGGGGCCCUGAGGAGGACCGUCCUCCGCCUGUCACAGGAUGUCAAGGGAAACGCUUUUGUCAAAGAUCUGCGCUGGGUUCAGGUGAACAGUGCUGACGAGGCUUACAAGGUGAUGAAGCUGGGCAAGAAGAACCAGAGUUUCUCCUCCACCCGACUCAACCAGCUCUCCAGCAGGAGUCACAGUAUUUUCUCCAUUCGCAUAUUGAGGAUUAAGGAUGUUGGGACUCCGAGGGUCCACGCAGUCAGCGAGUUGAGUCUGUGUGACCUGGCUGGGUCAGAACGAUGCGCCAAAACUCAGAAUAAAGGAGAGCGUCUGAAAGAAGCUGGAAACAUCAACACGUCGCUGCUCAUCCUGGGAAAAUGCAUCAACGCACUGAGACACAACCAACAGGCCAAGCUGCUGCAGCAUGUCCCCUUCAGGGAAAGCAAGCUGACCCACUACCUGCAGGGUUUUUUCUGUGGUCGAGGGAAAGCCUGUAUGAUCGUCAACAUCAACCAGUGUGCCUCCAUGUACGACGAGACUCUCAACGUGCUCAAAUUCUCUGCUGUGGCACAGAAGGUGGUGGUUCUGGCCGCCAGACCCUUUCCCAUAAUGCCUCAGAGGUCCACCAGUGAGGUUUCCCUCAUCAUCAACAAUGCUGAGAGGAAGGUUCUUCACAGCAGCAGGAGGAGCUCCCUGCUUGGCGGGGAUAGUAGCCUGGAGGAUGUCCAGGAGGAUGAGGAGGAAAAUAGCUUGAUGGAUGACACAAUGGAUCAGAGUGACAAUGAAGAUGAUGAGAAAAUUCUCAUCUGUAAAAAGACGUACCAGAGGCAGGUGGCGCAGUUGAAGCAGCUGCAGAUGCAGCUGAAGAAGGAGCGAGCGGAGAGCCUCAUCAUGGAGGCGCGAGUCAGAGAGGAAGUCAGCAGAGAAUUCUCAGAUCUCUUCUCUGAGAUGCAGUAUGACUACAAUGAACGCCUGGCGAGGGAGAGAGAAAUCCUGGAGGAACGAGCAGAAAGGAGGCUGGAGAUCUUCAGGAACCUCAUCGACAAAAUGGCCUCUGCUGGUCCCAGUCCGGACACACAAGCCAUGGACCAGUCUCUGGACUCCUACUCCUCUGAAUUGGCGGAUGUAAAGAAGGCCGCAGAGGCUGCUCAUAAAUGUUUGGGCUCAGGCCGAGCAGAAGCUCAGAGAGGCAGAAGAGUCACUGUAGAGGAGCUGGAGAGGAAGAUGUUGCAACUGAAUGAGCAGAUGGCUCACAAACACAACGGCGAAGCCAGUGGAGUAGAGGAUGAGGAGGAGAGGAGGAUUCCGCUUCAUCUCCAGCUCCAGCAGAAGUUGUCAGAGGUUGUGCAGCUGAAGAAACAAGUGGGAGACCUCCAGAGGCUGGCAGAGCCGGGCCCCCCCUCCUUGCUAGUUGAGGAGGGGUCCUCACCUGAGAGAGAGCAGCUGCAGGAGGUGUUGGCUGCCCUUGAAAAGGAGAAAACAGGCAGAGAAGAUGCGCUUGCUGCUUUGGAAUAUCAGACUCUGGGGAAAGAGGAGGCCCUGGUAUCCUUAGAGGAGGAGAGGAAGUCAAGGGAGGAGGCCCUUGUCACACUUGGGGAGCUGAAGAGAAGUAAAGAGGAGGUGUUAGCUUCACUCAGAGAAGAGAGAAAAGGCAAAGACGAAGCCAUGAAAGCCCUUGAAGCUGAGAGGAGGGCCAAGGAGGACGCCCUCGCCGCCCUUGAAAAAGAGAAACAAAGCAGAGAUGAGAUUCUCGCAGCUCUUGGUAAAGAGAAGAGUGGCAAAGGGGAGGCUCAGUCCCUGCUGGAGGUGCAGAGGAAGGAGGUCAGCAGGCUGGUUGAGGAGAGCGAAAAGAGGCAGCAGGAGGGUGAUGCUCUGCGACAUGAAAAUAGAGAGCUGACUGCCAAAUUAGAAGCCACAGAGCAGCAGGUCACCAGGAAGCUGGAGGAAGCUGCUCAGGCACAACUGGACAAACACUCCAAGGAGAUCCAGCAGAAAACCUCCCGGAUACACACCCUGAUGCACCAAGUUCAGAGCCUGAAACUGGAAGUGGAGACAUCAGCAGCAUCAUCUGCUGGUCUCACUGAUCAGCUGAGAGAAGAAGUGUCAGAGCUUAGGAGGAAUCUGGCUGAGGAGAAGGAGAAAAGUGAGAGCAAACACAGACACAUUCUGGAGCUGGAGGAUGAGCUAGCACAGGCAAAAGAACAGCUGGCUCACAACCAGCUGUUCUCUGACCAGCAGCUGCAACAGUUUACUGAGAAGCUGAAUCAGCAAGAAGAGACUUCAACACAGCAAGCUGAAGAGCUGAGAAAGAGGCUUCAGGACCAAGAAGAGAAAUCUCAGCAACAGCUGGAUGAGCUCAGAGCCAAGCUGGAAUCCCAGGAACAUGGUUCCAAAGAAGAAGAGCUGGGAAUGAAACUCAUAGAACAAACACAGGCCUCAGAGAAGCAGGUAGAGGAGCUCAAUGAGAAGCUUCAUCAACAAGAGGUGAUGUCACAACAGCAGCUGGAAGAGUUGAAACACAAGCUGAAUGAACAAAAAGAAACCUCUGAUAAACUUUUGGAUGAUCUCAAGCAAAAGCUCCAUGAGCAGGAGCGAACUGCAGAGCUGCUCAAGGCAGAAAUAGAAGAGGCUAGAGUUAAAGGUUCAACCAGUUCCUCUAGCCCUGCUGCUGAGGAAGAUCUCAAGAGGCUGAACUCUGAUCUCCAAGCUGAAGUUGCAACCCUAAGGGCAAGGAUUUCCAACAUGGAAGAAACAAAGGAGUUUUCUGUUACAAGUGAAGCUUGCAUAGCCUCAGAGGAGGAGGGAAUGCUUAAAGAAAAGGACGGACACUUGGAGGAGAAGCUUGUAGAGUUGGAGGAAACAUCUGCAAAGAGAGAGGCUGAGCUGCAGAAAAAGCUGUUGGAAAAGGAGGCACAAGUGAAAUCCCUGCAGAAAAGCCUUCAGGAGACACAGGAGUGUCGCGAGGUGGAGGAGAGCCAAGCGGUCCAGGAGGCCCGGCGGAAGGAGGUGGAACGCCGCAGGGAGCUUCUGGCUGUGGCUCAUGAAGCCAUUGCUCAGAAGGACGCAGAGCUGGAGAAAAAAGCAGAGGAGAUCAGCAGACUGAAGGAAAAUGCCAAGCAGGACUCUGAGAGAAUGAAAAACCUCAGCCUCGACCUUCAGAGAAAAGAGGAGGACACUUCAGACCUCCGAGAGAAACUGGCCGACUACAAGAAGCAGAUCCAGCAGGUCCAGAAGGAGAUCUCAGCCAUGAGAGAAGAGGAAAAGGUUUUGAGGCAGAAGCUGUCUGACGCAGAGAAAGCCAAGAAGCAGCUUCAGUUUGACCUCGCCAACAGAGACAGAGCCAUCCAACAGCUCAAAGUGGAACAAUCCUCUGAGACCAAGUCUGACCAGACACUCCAGCUCUACCAGAAGGCCUGUAAAGACCUUGAGGCCAAGGAGCGUGUGAUGGAGGACAUGCGUUUGGCUCUGAUGGAGCAGGAGGAGACGCAGAGCGAAAUGGAGCAGGUCUUGGAGGAGAAACUUAACGCCAUCCAGGAGCUCUCCAGCGAGGUGGAGAAAUUGAAAGGGAUGUUGUUGCAGCAGGACCGUGGGAACAACACACAGCAACAUGUUGACAUCCAAUCAGAUGACCUUAAACUGGCCCGAGAGGAAGCUGCUCAGGCUCAGGAAAGCUUGAAGCUCAGUGCAGACAAACAGCAAGCCGAACGCAGAAAGUGGCUGGAGGAGAAGCUGUCCCUGAUUGGCCAAGCGAAAGAGGCGGAGGACAAGAGGAACCAGGAGAUGCGGAAGUUUGCUGAAUACAGAGAACGCUACACUCGACAACAGAGCCAGCUGGAGUCCUUGUCAUCCCAGCUGGCAGAGAAGGAGCAGACCAUGGAGAGGUGGAGGAAGGAGAGGGACACUCUGGUAGCAGCUUUAGAGGUCCAGUUACAGAAACUUCUCUCCAGCCAAGCAGAAAAAGACAAACUCAUCCAACAGCUGCGCCAAAAUACCACACAGCCACCACAAGAGGGCAGUGAUGGCGGUGUUGGUGUGGCAGAGCUGCAGGCUGCUCUGUCUGAGAAGGAAGCAGAGAUCCUACGACUGAAGGAAGAGCUUAAGGCCUCAGCAGCCAAACAGGAAGUCACACAGACUGACAGCAGUGAGAGUCCUGCCGUAUUGGAUGGCAAACCCAAGAGUGAAACCGUUAACAGGAAGUCAGGAGGAAAGAUGGACACGAGAGCAUCAGUCAGCAGUCAGGGCUCAGCUGGCUGUCCGUCAGUGCUCGACUCCUCUGAGAUUUCCACAGAGAACGGGAGGACGAGCCGCUUCCCCCGGCCAGAGCUGGAGAUCUCCUUCAGCCCCCUGCAGCCGAAUCGGGUGGCUCUGCGGCGCCAGGGGGAGGAGAGCGCCGUCACCGUCAAAAUCACCCGUUCAACACGCAAGAGGAAGAGCGAGGAGAUGGACAAGGAAGAGGUGGAGGCACAGAACAGAAGGAACACGAGGACCAAACUGACGCCAAAGCUGACCCCACACCAAGAGGAGGUCCCCUCCCCAGCGGGUCGCCAUGACUCCCGGAGCAGCAUCCGCAGCAGAAAGGAAGGAACGCUGCAGAAGAUCGGGGACUUCCUGCAGAGCUCCCCCACGCUGCUCGGCAGUAAAGCCAAGAAGAUGAUGAGUCUGGUGAGCGGUCGAAAUGAUGCAGACUCAGCGGCCGCCGCCUCCUCCUCCUCUUCUUCAUCCCUCAGUCUGAGAGCCAAGAAGAACAAAAAGAAACUGUACAGGCCUGAAAUCUCCUCCCCCAUGGACAUGCCCUCACACCCAAUCAUCAGCAGGGAGCCGGUGGAGAAGGAGAGCGACCACCAGAUCAUUAAGAGACGCCUUCGCUCCCGGACGGCCAAAUGAUCAGCCCUCCAUGUUGGACUGAACAUCACGGUCCUAACACAAGCAGACGUGUCUUGGAAGUAAUCGCAUUUAAUUUGAAGUAUUUAACUCUUCCAGUCAGUUAAAGAAAUACUUCAACAUUUUGGAAGGUAGGCUUCACUUUUCAUUAGGAAAUCAGUCCCACCCCUGUGUGAGCGCGCUCAGUACGCAGCUACAGGCAGGAGGCGUUAGCUUAGCUUAGCAUACAGACUUGAAGCAGGGUGACAGCAAACCUGGUUCUGUCCAACACUCACCAACACGCUGUAUUUUGGUUUGUUUUAUCCAAACAGAAAAGUCUUUGCUUUGAGGGGGAUGUACAUGCUGGAACUAUUUGUCCUUCCGCCAGCAUCUGAGCUGGUUUCCCUGCUUCUAGUCUCACAGGCACGAGUGAAAUCAAACGUGUUUCCCAAAAUGUUGAAGUCAUAUUUUAUUAAAUCAGCCUUUUUUAUUUCUUUGUGAUGCUGUUUUGUCCACAUUUAACAUCAAAUAACUCCAGAAUUACUGCAUUUAUCUGGUUAUCUUUUAGUACACUUUGUAGACAAAAAAAUUUUGUUUUUACGUGCAAUUUUUUUUUCUAUUAUUGAAUUGUCUGCGCUGUGCUGGAGAUAUUUUUGUUUUUCUAUGUCAGUAAGCUACUGCAGCAGCGUCUUUUCUCCCUCUGUGAACUGACAGUGGUAUCAGCAGGGCGCUAAAGAUGUCUUGCAUUGUUUCAAGGAACUCUUUUCACACUACACGCGAAGUGGUUCGGACGCUAUCCAAACUCCUACUGCACUUUAUCUCUUUUCUCGAGCGCAGGCUGCGAACAAGCAGGAUUAAAUUUCCGGCGGUUGUGCUGCGUUCGCUGUCGCGCAGCCUUAUCUUUUGGUUCUGACCGCUGAGCUCCUAACACGUCACUUUGUUCGGUUCUACAUGAAGGUCCGCUCAGUUUUUGUCCAGUAACAUGUUGUCAGUUUAGUUCUUGAUGUUUCUUAUGUUUCUUUUUUUGUGCACUUUUCUGAAAAGUCUUGACACAUCUGUCUCAUAGCAUCGUGUUUAUUCUCCUGUUCUACGUUCUGUAGGUCCUAUCAGUAAUUUACAGAUUAAAAACACUAAACAUCUGGA
Scatophagus argus is the source of this 6960-nucleotide messenger RNA. RefSeq names its product kinesin-like protein KIF20B. The record is from RefSeq and is a predicted model, not a curated record. Gene Ontology annotation, molecular function: microtubule binding; ATP binding; plus-end-directed microtubule motor activity. The coding region runs from base 154 to 5841 and encodes 1895 amino acids. NCBI's taxonomy places the organism in Eukaryota, Metazoa, Chordata, Actinopteri, Scatophagidae. Gene Ontology annotation, biological process: regulation of apoptotic process; mitotic spindle assembly; microtubule-based movement. The transcript is spliced from 34 exons. Gene Ontology annotation, cellular component: spindle microtubule; nucleus.